Molecule: messenger RNA, 4250 nt
Organism: Colletotrichum destructivum
Lineage: Eukaryota; Fungi; Ascomycota; Sordariomycetes; Glomerellales; Glomerellaceae
Product: Putative CAP Gly-rich domain-containing protein
Exons: 2
Coding region: 1217-3715 (832 amino acids)
Biological process (GO): nuclear migration involved in conjugation with cellular fusion; cytoplasmic microtubule organization; establishment of mitotic spindle orientation
Cellular component (GO): microtubule associated complex; microtubule plus-end; spindle pole body
Molecular function (GO): microtubule plus-end binding
Source: RefSeq, a predicted model, not a curated record
CUGCGUGUUGUCUGUCUUCAACUCUUCUGGUUACUCUGCCUCUGUCUCGUCUCAACUCAUACGCAGCUUCUGUUACCACUCUUCUUCUCCAUUGGUACAUUGCCCGCCUACUUGUUUUGGACGUGUCUUGCCUAUUUCUCAGCAUCUUUCCUUGCACGGCACACCGUCCAUCCCUCCCUGGCCCUAGCCCCCGUUGACUCCUGCCACCACCAUACAGCUACUUCACCCCAGAUUACCGUGCGCUACUGUGCCAAAAUCGGCACGACUAAUAACCCUCCCAUCAUCUCCCGCAAGGGUGACGCUACAACGCUACACCACACGCACUGGCGGAUCACCAACCCAUUUCCCGCUUUCUUGACUUCCACUACCCCCCUGCAUCGGCGUUGGCCUACGGAUCCUUACCCCCAAAGGGCUGAGCCAGAAAGUGGUCAAGGUCUGAGAACCCAUCCGUGCCAACAAGGGGAAAAGGAGGCUCGGAGCGUCUCAAAAAGCCCCUCCUCUGGCUACUUCGCUUUCCUUCCACGUCCCUCCAUUGUUCUGUUCAUCCACUCCCCCAGUCGGCACUGGCCAAACUGCUCGGAACUGUCAGAAGAGGACCUGUCAGUGUCAUUGAAAAGACACAGGCUUGACAGCGGCUGUCAGAACUCGGAGACCAACCAUUCUCUGCCUCGUUAAAGGUCAAAGACGUUUCCGGAACCCGAGACGACCACACCUUGCGGUUUCUUUUGCAUCUUGGGGCAUAGCGUACCUAUCCUGUCUCUCCCUACUUCCAAAUUCCCGCCGAAUCGACAGAGAUCUCUCCCGCCCCGCCACGGCUUUACAUUGCUUUUCACACCAGCACCAGCAAGGCGUGUCCAGACUAGCAGAGACAACACCCCGUCCGUCCCUUCACCGAACAGGGCCUUCGUCGCGCAUCUUAUUCGCUAGGCGGCUCUCAUUGCCACCAAGGCAAGCAAGCAACCAACCAAGAUUAGCUGACGUUUCGCUACCUGCCUUCGCCUUUCGGGCGACCAGUGGGGCCCCGGGAUACAAUAGGUGCAACCACCACAACCUGGAACCCGGUGCCGCCUAACGGAGACAGUCAAGCUCCAGUAGAGUUGCCGUCCAGCGCUCAGUCUAGCGGCCGCAUUACCGGCCGGCCCCCUGUAAACGAGCCGCGGCACACCCACUAAUCUGUCGCUUUACCUUCAAGCCCAGACCGACCCGACUGUUCAUCAUGUCCGUCACCACAACAACAGCGACCGCCGCUCACGCGCCGACCCAUAGAAGUCUCGCCCACCCGCCGCGAACUCUUCGCAAAGCUACUAGCUACACCAGCAACUUCGCCUCCUCCACGACGGCUUCCUCCCCCAGCCUCAACUCGCUUUACAACACUCAUUCGCGCCUGACGCCGUCCCAUCAGACCCUGCCGCGCAAAUCUUCCUUGGCCGCUUUGACUCCCAAAUCACUUGCUUCCAUUCCCGAUGUAAGCGAGUCCUAUGCCUACAACAGCGUGCUAGCCGAGUCACCCGAUCGCAAGAUGCCGCCCGCCACUCCCGGUAAGGCCGGGAACGACUUCGUCGUAGGCGAUGUUGUCGAAGUCCCGGGGAACAUGUUUGGCACCGUCCGCUUCAUUGGUUCGGUGGAUGGGAAGAAGGGCACCUUUGCUGGUGUCGAGUUGCACCCCGAGUUCUCGCAGAGGGGCAAGAACUCUGGCGAAGUGGAAGGUGUCUCGUAUUUCACCACGACUCUUCCUGGUGCCGGCAUCUUCUUGCCCCUCAACAAAGCCGUCAGGCGAGAUUCUCCUCCCAGCUCAUCCUACGGCGCGUUUCCUCACACCCCGACGGCGAGUACCAUGGGCGGUCUCAAAGUCGGUACCCAGAACUCGACGAACUACACACCUCCCACACCGUCGGUACCGAUGUUUAGCAAAUCUGUAGGGCCAGGCCGAGCUUCUAGCCCUGCGCUGAAGAAGUCGAUCAGCAGGCCUUCCGUCCGGCCAGAGUCGCCCGUGCGAAAACUGCAAAUGACGCCAGGUCCGAGACCGUCUCUGGCAACGCCCGGCAAGGUGCCCUCCAAGUACAGCUCGCCUGCCGUCAAUCGUUUCGCUCAGAGCGUACGUGGGACGUCCGGAGAUCCUAGCAAGGCACCAAGGCUGGAUAGGAAACCAAGUAUUGGGCCGCGCAGUGCGUCUGCCCUCGGCCAGACAUCGAUGUUUGACGAGGAUCCUGCACCACCGGCUACACUGCAGCGGACACAGACGAAUGGAAGCACGAACUCUGUGUCUUCAUAUAACUCAAAGUUCAGAGUUCCUUCGAGAGCUGGAGCUGGGUCGAGAGCUGCGUCGCGAGCCCAAAACGAUGACGAAAUCGAGCGCCUUAGGACAACCCUGGAAGACCGUGAACGGCAGUUGAGGGACCAGGCAUCCACACUAGCGGAGAUGGAAAGCAGUCUUACCGAGUUGCAAACACUCAUGGAGAAUUCGGAUCUCGGAGCACCGAAACGAAACAGCAUCGACGACAAGGACAUGGCGCAACUUAGAGCAUUGGUCAAGGAGAAGAACGAGAAAAUUGCGAUGCUCACGGCCGAGUUCGACACCCACCGGGCAGACUUCCGCAGCACCAUUGACACCUUGGAAAUGGCUAGCGCUGAGACGGAAAGAGUCUACGAAAAGCGAAUCGAUGAGUUGAUGAUUGAAAUUCGGGAACUCGAAUCCCGGACUGAUGACGUAGACUCUGUGGCCCGACAGCUGAAGCAACUCGAGGAGCUAGUCCAGGAACUCGAGGAGGGCCUUGAGGAUGCGCGACGCGGCGAAGCCGAAGCUAGAGGGGAAGUCGAGUUCCUUCGAGGCGAAGUCGAGCGCACGCGGACUGAACUGCGCCGUGAACGCGAGAAGACUUCGGCUGCGAUGAACGGAUCUAGAGGGCCAACCGGUGGUGGGGACCGCCCUUCUGGAUCCAAGGAGCUGGAGCAAAAAGAAGAUGAGAUUCGGGGGCUGAAGGCUAUUAUCCACUCCCUCAGUCGAGAUUCUAUUCCAGGUGGCGGCGCCGACAAGCCCGAGGACCCUUCUGUUCGCGAGAACGCCCUGGCCCGGGAAAGAUUGGAGCGCGAGUUGGCCGAGCUUCAUUCCGUUGUCAAAGACAAGAGCCAGCGUGAAGAGGAGCUCGAGCAGGAGUUGGAGAUGCUUCGCAAGGGGGGCGCCACGACCCAGCAGCCCGGUCCCUUGCCGAACGGCGAUGCUCAUCGCUCAUCGCUUCGCGAUUCGCGAGACACGGUCGUCUUGAUGCGCAACAGCGAGCCCCAACCCCCCACAGCUACGCACAAGCGCGUCCGUACGCUAGACACGAUGCCGGAGAGUGACGCCUACUCGUCAGUCACCGACAAUAGUACUCUCUGGUGCGAGAUUUGCGAGACUGGCGGUCACGAUAUCCUCACCUGCACCAACAUGUUUGGCACCGAAAGUGCCAAGAACAAUGGUGAUGCCAGCAAGGCGGUCAAGGAUGCUGUCAAAGCAGAUAUGCAGCCCAUUCCUGCCAAGGACAAACCUGCCCCCCUGUCGCCAGUCAAGGCCAAGACAUCGGCUCCUCCUUCCAGUAUCAAGAUGCUGCCGAACCCCACGGAGACGGGCCCGGUGGCUGGCAAGGAGACGGGCGUAGUGGAUGACUCGAAGUGGUGUGCUGUUUGCGAAAGAGACGGGCACGAAAGUUAUGAUUGCCCAUUCGAGGACGCAUUCUAGGAGGAUCGGCUUUAAGUCUUGACAGCAAAGGUGACUUACUUGGACGAAGGAUACAGCGAGAAGGAAUCACGUCGAUCUCUUUGCGUGUGUUUGAUUACUGUCAAGAUCAAACCGUCGCAUGAGCUGUUUUGCGUUGGAUUCUCGGGUGGUCGGAGAGCGACGCAAGUUUGUCUUUUUACCGUUGGUCACAGCAUUUGUAGCGAUGAUACCACAGUUCAAGGAGAAGCACGUUUCCCGUUACUGGGCUCGCGCGUUGGACUCAGCAGCAAUGAAUGGAGAAGCCUCUGCGUUUCACGGUACUCAUGCCAAACGAGGGGCUUCUAUAAUCAAUGCACAAAUACCAGACCCUGAACCCAUAGCCACGAAUUUAUCGCAAUCGACUCAAGGACAUGAGCUACUGAGUGUACCUUCGUACGCUUGGGAGGCUCACAUAUGACUAGAGCAAAGUCGAGUCGCUUGGAGGAAAACCCCAGGAUGAUCGCGUUCCCGAAGGCUACCUGCCUACCUCCCGAGUGACGGGCUGCAUCCGGUUGAC